AUGAAGCAAAAGAGAAAGAAGGAUAAGAGAAAGUUGUGGAAGAGGAAGAAAAAAGAGAGAAAAUCCGAGGAAAAUGUUUUUGGGAACAGCGAUACGCUUGGCCAAAUCCCAAAUAAUGCUUUGCAAGUUGCUGAAUUGGAUGAAAGUGUUAUGAAGGAAUUUUCCUGGACCUAUGGUAAGCAAAGUGACAUUGAGAGGAAUGGUAUUGGCCCUAGUCUCAAAGACAAAGUCCCCUGUUUUUGUCUUAGGAACCGCCAAAACUGGAGCGAUAGCAGUCGGGUGCUUCUAUUUCCUUUUGGGCAAAGCGAGAUCCUCCGCCCAUCAGCUGAUUCCAGCACAGUUUCCCUGGAGAAUUCCGAGGCUCAGCCAUGCAAUGGAUUAAAUCCUUUACCUGCCGAGAGAAAGAAGAAGAAAAGAAAGAUCCGGGAAACAAGCACUACUCAAGGUGAUAGUUGUGCAGAAGUCCCAUAUAACAUUCUGCAAGCUAAUGAGCCGGAUGUUAAAGAUAAUAUAACAUGUUCCUUUGGAAAUUCUUGUCAAAUUUUGGAGCAUGAGGUGAUUGGACCAACUGGUGAAACAAACUGCCUUACCAUGAAGCAAAAGAGGAAGAAGGAUAAGAGAAAGUUGUGGAAGUGGAUGAAACAAGAGGCAAGAGCCAUGGAGAAAAUCUCUGGGAAGAGCUUGCAAGCUAAUGAGCCGGACGUUAAAGAUAAUAUAACAUGUUCCUCUGGCAAUUCCCGUCAAAUUUUAGAGCAUGAGGAGAUCCGACCAAGCGGUGAAACUAACCGCCUUACCAUGAAGCAAAAGAAGAAGAAGGAUAAGAGAAAGUUGUGGAAGUGGAUGAAACAAGAGGCAAGAGCCAUGGGGAAAAUUUCUGGGAAGAGCUUGCAAGCUAAUGAGCCCGACGUUAAAGAUAAUAUAACGUGUUCCUCUGGCAAUGCCUAUCAAAUUUUAGAGCAUGAGGAGAUCCGACCAAGCGGUGAAACAAACUGCCUUACCAUGAAGCAAAAGAGGAAGAAGGAUAAGAGAAAAUUAUGGAAUUGGAUGAAAAAAGAGGCAAGAGCCAUGGAGAACGUCUCUGGGAAGAGCAAUACUCUUGCUGAAACUCCGAAUAAUGUUUCACAAGUUGCUGAAUUGGAUGAAAAUAUUCUCAAGGAAUUUUCCUCAACCUGUGGUAAGCAAAAAGACAUUGAAAGGAAGUUGUGUUCAUUCGAAAAAGAAGAUGUACUUGGAGAAGCUCACACCCUUUUGAGUGAUUUCAGCAAUAUGAGUAUCUCUUCAAGCAAGAAAAGGGGCAAAAAACUCGAAACCGAUUGGAGUGAUUUUUCUGAGGACCAUGUUCAUAAGGAGACUUCCUUUCGCUCUAAUUAUGCUCAUAUCUCUUAUCUUUCAGAUAGUAAACCAGAACAAGUAGAAGAAAGGAUACAAGUUACACUAGCACAGGCCUCCAUGGGAACUUCGAGAGCAGAAGCCUCUGUUCAUGAUCCAGAGCAGAGUCUUGAUCUUCCAGAAAAACCUGAGACUAUCAAGCUGCAUAGUGCAGAAGAUGGUUCUGCUGAAGUUGUUCUAGUUGAAAGUAUGGAUGUGACCGAGGCUACGAAAAACAAGAAUGCUGAAAAGCUUUUCUGGGUUCAGAUAGCGGAAGACAUUGGGUCUCGUGUGGAUAAAGAAAUUGGAGCUGCAUCCAAUUGUAAUGGAGAAGAUUCAGUUGAUUCUGGGCUUGUUACUUGUUCUGAGCACUCAAACGGGAAUGGUUUCAAGGUAAAUAGGCAGAUCGAUGGAGUAAAUCCUUUGUCAGAACUGUUGGUGUCCGAAGGUGAUAUUAAAUUAGACAUUAAUAUCAACCAAGGAAGCAUGCCUUUGCAAAUUCUGGAUAUAUUGUCAGAGAGGACUAGUGUUGAACCUUCUAGAAAGAAGCUUCUUAUACUUGAUCUGAAUGGACUCUUGGUAGAUAUACUUCAAAAUGUUCGCGGCAGAUGUGAACCGGACUUAAUUGUGUCAAGACAAGCUGUAUUCAAAAGGCCCUUUGUUGAUGAUUUUUUGCAGUAUUGCUUUGAGAAAUUUGCUGUUGGGGUUUGGUCUUCAAAGACAAGGAUAAAUUUGGAUCCAAUUGUACACUUUCUUAUGGGCGACUCCAAAGGGAAAUUGCUUUUCUGUUGGGAUCGGUCUCACUGUACAAUAACAGAGCUCACUACUGUCGAGAACAGGAAUAAGCCCCUGGUUUUGAAGGAACUUAGGAAAUUGUGGGAUGAACACAAGCCCAAUCUUCCAUGGGAGAAGGGAGCAUAUAAUGAGUCAAACACUUUGUUGUUGGAUGAUUCUCCGUACAAAGCCCUUCGCAAUCCGGCAAACACCGGAAUAUUUCCCCACUCAUACCACUAUAGAGAUGCCAAUGACAAUUCUUUAGGACCUGGAGGUGACCUGCGGGUCUACUUAGAAAGCUUAGCUUUGGCGGACGACGUUCGGAAGUAUGUAGGGCAGAAUCCAUUUGGUCAAAAAGCAAUUGACGAGUUAAAUCCAUUCUGGUACUAUUAUAAGAGGGUGUUAGUUGCAGACCCACCUGAAGAUGCUACUUCUAAAUCGAAGUGAGCACAUUUCUCGUCCUUCACUUGGAUGACAGCUUUUUUUUUUGACGACUUGAACAUCUUUUUUGUUAGAGCUUGUUUAAGAAUUAAAAGCAUGCGAUAUUCUGUAAAAGCCCCUGGAAGUGCCUAGUUCAUCUAGAAAAGCCUUAACUGGUCGAAUCGACAAUCUUUUGUUUUUUGGGUGAGAAAAUUCCUUGUUUUGACAAUCAAGUUUUAGAUAGUCUCUAUCUUUAUAGGGGAUGAAAUUUUUUCGAAUUCAUCAAGCCAGUCGCUUGUGUAC
Molecule: messenger RNA, 2865 nt
Organism: Rhodamnia argentea
Lineage: Eukaryota; Viridiplantae; Streptophyta; Magnoliopsida; Myrtales; Myrtaceae
Exons: 8
Coding region: 1-2589 (862 amino acids)
Molecular function (GO): phosphoprotein phosphatase activity
Source: RefSeq, a predicted model, not a curated record